AUGAGUGAGGAUCCUUCCUUUGUCACUCUGACGCUCCAGCAGCGUAUCGCCGCCUUGAAUGCCGCCCAUAUUGGCCGAAUACCUGGGGAGCCACCCCGACCCUCGCCGCGCCCCCCUCCUCCUGUCCCUUACAGACGUCCCCCUCUGGUCAAACAGAACACCAUCAACAACCCGCCUGAACACCUCAAUGGUUCAGUUACCGACUCGAGACCAGGUAAUCAGCCUGCUCCUCCACCUGCGGCGAGAAAACAGCCUCCGCCCCUCCCUUGUCGAAAUCCCCCGCUUGAAGAACAGAGGCGAGGUUCGGUGACAUCGAUCAACUCUAGUGGUACGAGUGACACCGCCUCUUCAAGGGCCACAACCACUCGUACCAAGUCUACAGACUCAACCAGCCGGAUUAAAGCACCGGCAUGGGGCGAGUGCGAACUUCCUUCUCUACCUCCUCGGAGUGGUAAUACACCUGUGGUCUCUCGAAAGCACUCGGAGGAUCUUCCCAAAUAUGUCAGUCGAGUUCCAUCAAGCACAACACUCGUCACUUCAGCCACCACUGCGGAAGCAAAACCUGCACCCCCUCCGCGCCCAUCUCUUCCGCCGAGACGCCCUUCCCGGAAACAUGAGGCUGAACAUCGGGAGCAUGUGGCCGAGACUCUAAGGAAGAUGCCUCCCGUACCCUCGGUUGAAUCAAUAGAAAAGGCAAAAAAGGCGGCGUUCUUCUAUAACACCCCCAAAGAACAACCAUACCACCAGGAAUCUGUCCCGGUCAUGGAACCAAUUCAACUGCCGCUGAAAGAACCUGUGUCACUACCUCUGCGAGAACAACCAGGCCCAUUGUUAGCCAGGGGGCACGUCCCUGUCUCAUUGGGAGAGACCAUAAAUGGUUACUUGAAAGAUGUCCAAUCGGCGCCACCACCCGUCCCAAAGUUCUCUCGACCAGAUCUUUCUGCCAUACAGGCGACUAAACCCAAAUUUGCCCCGAGCACUACUCCAGUGCAGGGCAGUCUUCCGGCUGCGUCCAGUGUCUGUCUUGUCUGCCGAGACUUCUCUGGCCCCGAUACCCAAGCCACUCUGUUCCCUAGGGCUCAGGUCACCUCGUUACAGGUCUUAGCCCACCAGCUAACCUCUCCAUUUCCAUCUCCUACCGACAAGGCACGAGCAAUUUUCACCUGGCUACACCACAACAUUGCCUAUGAUGUUGUUAGCUUCUUUAAUAACAACGUACGAGGAUCAACGCCACAAUCAACCCUACAAAGUGGCCUGGCAGUUUGUGAAGGCUAUGCUGCGCUUUUUACAAAUCUUGCGACCUAUGCUGGCCUCGAAUCUGUCGUUAUCUCAGGUCAUGGCAAAGGCUAUGGUUUCAAUGCCCUCCCGCCUGGGGCUCCUCUUCCCCCUUACAAUGCAGGUCAUGCAUGGAACGCUGUUAAGAUUGACGAUGGAGAAUGGAAACUUAUCGACACGUGCUGGGGUGCAGGCUAUGUCCAAGGUGCAGGUCGCCCCUACGUGGCUAAAUUUAACCCGGAUUUCUUCACCAUGUCGAAUGAAGAAUUUGCGAUCAAGCAUUUCCCGGGCAAUAAAGAUCAGUUUUUCCUUCCUGGGGGACGACGCAUGAGUUGGGAAGAGUAUAUCGUGAUAGACCCUGCCUGCUGGCCAGACAUGGUUGAAGGACCGACGAUUUUUACAAAUGCAAAAGAAGACUACUCGAUUGGCGAGAAGUCGGUGUUUCCGCGAGCGAGGAAAAUCAGCGUACGUCAGCCCGAUAGUGUCCGAUUUCAGUUCGGUCUCAGAUGUGCGCACUGGACAUUGGAACGACAUACGCAAAAAGGACCACCCCCGGUAUUCAUUGUCUCGAUUAAUGGUGUUGAUGGGCGAGACAAGGAUCUUGUUCCCAUGGACUACUAUCCCGGCCCCACGGGACAGGGUGGUGAUAUAUGGGCGGUCGAUAUCCCAGCCCGCCAGCUGGGUGCACCUGGCCAGACCAUCACGCUGUUUGCAGUCACGACCUUUGGCAACAGGCAGGAUGCUCGAGGUCUCACAGUGGUGGAGUUUCGCGAGGGCAAAGGCAGAGUUGGGAUGGGAUUUACUGGCGUCGCAGCCUGGGACUUGGUUUGA
Messenger RNA from Fonsecaea nubica, 2106 nucleotides. RefSeq lists its product as hypothetical. The transcript has a single exon. Lineage: Eukaryota; Fungi; Ascomycota; Eurotiomycetes; Chaetothyriales; Herpotrichiellaceae. The record is from RefSeq and is a predicted model, not a curated record. Bases 1 to 2106 code for a protein of 701 amino acids.